This is a messenger RNA of Linum trigynum, 216 nucleotides long. The record is from the annotation of a GenBank genome assembly. NCBI's taxonomy places the organism in Eukaryota, Viridiplantae, Streptophyta, Magnoliopsida, Malpighiales, Linaceae.
AUGAGAAAGGUAAUCUCAUACUACUUAUUAAAAGGUCUCUUAAUAUCGUUACUAUUGUUUCCAUUCAUUUCAAUAAAUGUUUUCUAUUUUGUAGAGGAUCUUUAUGAACUACCUUCAGACAGUUUGGCUACUGUUAAUGAAGACGAGGAUCCAGCUUUGAUUGGAGCCUUAUCUGGUAUUGCACUUGAUUCAAAUGUUGAUUCUGAAGAUGAAUGA